AGUGCUGUACUGUACGAGCCGAGUACUAGUACUCGAGAAAGGGGGUGUGUGUAUGCGGGCAGUAUAAAACCGUUGUUGUGACUAUGAGGGUGUUCAUUUGCAUUUAGUGGAGAAUCACACGAGCACGUCCGGUUCUUGAUUAUCGUGCCUUGCUUCGAAUAUAUUUUGCUACUGUACAAUUAUUUGUACUGUCAAUUCAGGGAUAUAUUGAUUUCAUUUACUUUGGAAUAAGAAUAUUCACUCAUGCUCAUCUAUGAUAUGCCUUCGUGUGCGCUAACAGGUGGAUUCAGCCAAUUCUCGGUGGAGUUUCCCGCGCUGUGUGUGAGUUCACCAAGCCAACCAAAUCCCAACAUGCCAACUCCGCCACCCGCUCCAAUCAGCAUUACUCCAAGUCACCAAAAGUCCUCUGACAAGCACCCUUCCACACCAACCGCUGCCGCCCUCUCCGCACCUCCACCCAGCCCCCGACCACCUCUUCUCCGACGUGGCCCUGUCCUCUCGCUGCCGACCAUCAAGUGUGGGGAACCGCCAGAAUCGUCCAAAUACAACACUGCCCUCAAAAGACCCACCACGCCUCUGGUGCCAAGUGGGCAUCAACAGAGUGGACAGUCUGGUCCAGGAUAUGAGUGCAAUGAUCCUGUAAGGCUACUCCCACACUUGUAUCUUGGAAGCAACUUCCACGCGUCAAGAUUGUCGGUCUUGGAGGAACACGGGAUCACGGCAGUGUUGAACGUAUCCAGGCUGCCAAACUACUUCCCAACGGGUUUCAGAUAUAUGCAGAUUCCUGUUGACGACAACACAGAUGCAGACCUACUGCCCUGGUUUGAGGAAGCCAAUAACUUCAUUGAUUCUGUAGAGAGAUGUGAGGGUCGUGUCCUUGUCCACUGCCAUGCUGGCAUUAGCCGCUCAGCCACCAUUUGUCUGGCAUACCUCAUGAAAGUCCGUCAGAUCCGCCUGGAAGAAGCAUUCGAGUUCGUCCGCAGCGAGCGAACUGUCAUCUCGCCCAACCUUGCCUUCAUGUUGCAAUUGCUGCGUUUUGAAAAUGAACUAGCGAGCAGCCGAAAAGAGAACACUGAUCAGAACUCACCUUGCAACCACACCAGUAGUUCUUUCUUCAGUAAUACUGCGUGUAGCUCAACCAACAAGUAUUCAGACUCGGCGCUGUCACCAUCCGCACCAAGUCCUGCAACCAAUCCGACGGGGAAAACAACGUCAACAAGACAACUCAGCUUGGGAAACUCUCCAUUGCUGGUGAAGAGGAUGGCGCGUAGUAUGUCUCUACCCAGUUCCAGGAGUCAGAACUCUAGCCCUGUCGGUACGGACAUGAGGAAACAGAACUUGAUUUUCAAUUUCAAUCUUCCUGUCUUACCGAAAAGUGGUUCAGCCCACUCAUGUGCCUUGGAAUGUCCUGAUCUUAGUCCAACGCCGAGUCCGAUUUUCUUUCCCAUAUGAUACAAAAAUACAAAACUUGACAUGAUUGUUUUACGUGAUUCAGAUUCUGUCGACAGAUAACGCGUACCUUUAUGCCUGAUUUGGGCCCAUUGCUCAAAUGGCCAAACUGUAUCUUUGAACCUAAUUCUCGCCAAAAUGUAACAUUCCUUGAGGGAUAGGUUAUAAGUGUGAUCUGUUGAUUCUGUUUUCAUUAUCUAUGUUAGUUUUCGUUUUUUACAUGUAUAAGUUUUCUGUAUGUUUUUUGAAAUAUCUCAUCAGUAUUCAUGCUGCCAGAGUUGGAAUGUACAUAAUUGAUAUUGUUGAACUCUGGAUGUGCAGUUGUCUCUUACUUAAAGGCUGAUCAAGUUCAUCGUUUCUUAGAUUGUUGUCAUCGUUUUCAUGAGAAAACUCAAUUACAAAUUCUUGACUUUGAUGUUUUCGUGAAAGGAAUUUAUGUGAAUUUCUUUCUGUUUUUGCGUUUUUUUAUUUCAUACCUGAAAAAAAUGAAAGAUUAGUUUAAAGGCACUUAAAUAAACAGUGCCUAAAACAUGCCAUUAAUCAGUUUGGGAUACGUUUUCUUUGGUAUUAAAAAAAGCGAUACCGUCCGAAACCUCAUGAAGUAAAGGAAAAAAAACGAUUAAAGUGUCAGAAGUAAGGACUCUAAUGAGAAUGUACAAAGAAAAGAGGGAAUGGAGAGUUGUACGUUUAUAUGAAACGUUUCUUACGUCAUUCAUGUAAUAGGUAUUUACUUCGAGGUUGUAUUAACUGCGAUAAUUGUUCUGUUGCAAUAACAUGGGUAAAUCAUACCAACAUUAUUUUAUCAUGGUGCUCUUGAAUCUCGUAAAAUUUGAUAUUCUCAUAUGAACGAAACUUUGUAAUUUUGUACGUUUGUUAUACAUGAGAUAGGAAAUAUUCUGGCGUGAUUUUAUCUUGUAUUAUUAUCAUUUUUUUACGGUAGUAGAUGAUCUUCUUCGUUAGAUCGUGUUUGUUUGUGAUUAUGUAGAAAUCUCUACCAUUGAUUCUUUACUUGCCUUGGCAGAGCCGUGCAAUAUUCGUUAUAUUUGUUUCAGUUGAGUUCGAUAUGUGUUCUACGUUCACUUUCAAAGGGGUUUACAAUCAUCAUUAGUUUAUGUCAUUUCAAUUGAAUCUUAAUCUGUUGUUGAACUAUGAAGAUAUAUUUUUUUAAAGAUUUUAAUCAAUCGUCCUUUUCUUUUAAAGACUUUUAUGAAUAUGCUUAAAGCAUUGAAAAUAAAUCCAUUAAUAUUUUAUGUGAAACGCAUUCAAUGAUCUAUAUUUAUUUUCAUUAUGUUUGCUUUGCUUCUGUGUUUGUUCAAGCGUGAUAUAUUUCAAGAAAUCGAAACAAAAAUCAAAGACAAAUGAAAAGUGAUUGUGUGUCAAGCUGUAAUUUGUUAUGUUCUCACAUGCAAUGCCAAGAUUAUUUAUGAAUAAAGAAAAAGGUCUUCGAACUAAUAAUAAAAAAUA
Messenger RNA from Lytechinus pictus (painted urchin), 2913 nucleotides. Its product is annotated as dual specificity protein phosphatase 1-like. The coding region runs from base 244 to 1452 and encodes 402 amino acids. Gene Ontology annotation, cellular component: nucleus; cytoplasm. NCBI's taxonomy places the organism in Eukaryota, Metazoa, Echinodermata, Echinoidea, Temnopleuroida, Toxopneustidae. The record is from RefSeq and is a predicted model, not a curated record. Gene Ontology annotation, biological process: endoderm formation; protein dephosphorylation; negative regulation of MAPK cascade. The transcript is spliced from 3 exons. Gene Ontology annotation, molecular function: MAP kinase tyrosine/serine/threonine phosphatase activity; protein tyrosine/threonine phosphatase activity; MAP kinase tyrosine phosphatase activity.